AUGUCCUCCUACCCGUCCUCCAGCACGGUUUUGCGUGGAGUGGUUGCCCAAGUCGUGAAUCCUGGUGUUCUUACCCCAGGGCAAAGCAGAAGUGCCGCAAAUCCUGGACCUGGUGGUCUUACCCCAGGUGUCCUUGCCCUAACCAGCCGUGUCAAAGUGACCGUGACCGAUGUGCCCGGUUACGGUACUUUGACACUCGAAGCAGACAGCAAUUGGACGUUGGAUGAUGUAAAAAGAGUGCUGGCUAGGGUGAUAGCAACCAACGAGGUCCACAUCCCGUUGGGAGACUGGGGUUUUCAUGCGCUGACGCGCUGCACCCCAUACAACAUGCCGGUUUCCCAUUUGAGGCGGGAAGACAUGCCCUUGCGCUUUUGCUGGCAUGAGUGGACAGACAGCUGGAGACACUCGCAGCAGCGCUGA
Symbiodinium sp. CCMP2592 is the source of this 420-nucleotide messenger RNA. NCBI's taxonomy places the organism in Eukaryota, Dinophyceae, Suessiales, Symbiodiniaceae. The record is from the annotation of a GenBank genome assembly.